UUAUGCUGAUUGAGUAUUUAUGAUACUAUUUGUCAAGUUUAGUACCAGUCACAUAUCUUUGCCUAGCACCUGUGUAACUCAAGGAACAAAAAUGUUGAAUCGCUUUAAGUCAGUAUUAAUGAAUGCUGUAGGCGCAAGCGAGCUUGGCCUACAGUACCCUAAUGAUUCAGACAAUGAUAUGAUGACAGACUAUAUUAAUUCUAAUUAUGUGGUAGAAGUUGAAAAUAAACCUUAUAGCCGUCCAAGUUUUCUAGGCUUGACAGCUGAGGAAACGCAGGUGAGUGCAGAUCACAGAGUAAGACCUAUAAUAGUUCCAAGAGAUCUUAGCCGUUUGCCGUGGUGUGCUGGCUAUGCAGAAUGUAUAAACGCUGGAAAGAGUACUUGGAAUGAGGAUCAAGCUUCAGCAACACGUGGAGAUUUGAAAUUAUUAGAUGUUAAUGUUACAUUGCCUUAUGUCAUGUUUUCAAUGUUUGAUGGACAUGCAGGAUAUCAAGUGGCUCUUACAGCAAGAUUACAUCUACACAGGAUAAUCCUUGAAAGGUUACUGGCUAUACCAGGCAACAUGUUAUUAAAUGAAGAUGAAAAUGAACUGAUAAAGGGUAGAGAUCUAGUGACAGGUGCUAUAGAAUUAGCAUAUAGACAAAUGGAUCAAAUGGUGGAGAUGCAAGCUCAAAAUGGUGGUGGUGGUUGUACCGCUAUUACAAUUUUAUUUCUUAAUGGAAGAAUUUAUGCGGCAGGAGCUGGUGAUUCAAGGGCCGUAUUAGUUUUGGGAGAGGAACAACGUGCUCUUACUAGAGAUCAUACUCCAGAUUCUGAAUCAAAUCGUGUUAGAGCUCUAGGUUUUUUAAGAAGUAAUGAGUUGCUCAAAGGUCAUUUUACUCCGUUGGAGUUUAGAAAAAGACCGUUGCAAAAGGAAUUGGGAUCUUUGGUUUUAUAUAGAGAACCUUUUAUGACAGGUUGGGCAUAUAAAACUUUAACACAUCCAGAUUUAAAACUACCGCUCAUUUCAGGUCAUGGAAAAAGGAGCAGAGUAAUGGGAACGAUAGGUGUGACUAGAGGCUUUGGAGAUCAUGGUUUGAAAGCAGCAAAUACCGGUGUUAAUAUUAAACCAUUCCUAUCAUCACAACCUGAAGUACAAUCUUUGGAUCUGGACAGUUGCGAUCUCACCGAACGAGAUUGUAUUAUUGUCGCCACGGACGGACUUUGGGAUGUAGUAUCAGAUAAAACAGCGGCAGCAAUACUUAGAAAGACUCUUGCACCUGAUACUCCAUCAUUAGAAUAUAGACUCACGAUGGGUGCUCAAGAAUUGGUGCAAGCAGCAAGAGGUCGAUUAAUCGGUAGAGUUUGGAUGGGAAAACCGGAAAAUCCUAAUGAUUCGGACGAAAAAUCCUCACCUAUAGCUUCGGUGGACGAUAUUAGUGUGUUAGUAGUACCUUUAUAUCCAUACUUAUGCGAGCAUAAACAGUGGCUAAAAACAACACAGCAAGAACGAAAAUAUGCUGCGGAUUCACUAGCAACAAUGUGCUUCGAUUAUCCUAUCUCUAACAGAUCCACUGAUAAUCCCUCAUAA
Atta colombica is the source of this 1570-nucleotide messenger RNA. Its product is annotated as protein phosphatase 1H. The record is from RefSeq and is a predicted model, not a curated record. Bases 20 to 1570 code for a protein of 516 amino acids. Lineage: Eukaryota; Metazoa; Arthropoda; Insecta; Hymenoptera; Formicidae. The transcript is spliced from 6 exons. Gene Ontology annotation, molecular function: cation binding; protein serine/threonine phosphatase activity. Gene Ontology annotation, biological process: protein dephosphorylation.